AGAUGGCGGCCACCAUAAAGGUGGGAAAUCAGAUGCUGAUGCAAAGAAGAAGAAAGGCAAGAAGAAAGAAGAAGCUCCACAGCUUCCGAUAAAGGAAAUCCCAAAGAAAGGUCUGAAGAACAUGUCCAGGAUGUUCAUGAAGUUUUCUGGCUUCAAGAGACGCAGGAACAGCAGGAAGAAGCUGAAAAGUACAUCACGUUUGUUCCUGGGGUUGGGGAAGAGAAAAACCCGCAUUGCUAAGAAGAAACGUCGCAAGUCCAUGCUGAAGAACACCUCUCGAUUCAUGAUGAGGUUUAAGGCCAGCAAGAAGAGGAAAAAGGAGAAGGAGGACAAAGCGAAGGAAAACGAUGGGAAGAAGCCAACUUAUAUGCUGCUCCGUCUGGGAGGGAAUGAUUCAAAUCAGAAGAAGGGGGGCUUCUUCAAAAACUUAUUUGGGAAAAAGAAUGGUGAAGGGCCUCCUGACGACUUCAAGAACAGAAGUGUGUUGCUGGGUAAGGCUGCAGCAGCAACCAACUGGCUGACCAAACGCUUCCUGUCCACUAAAAUGCGAGGAAAUGCAGGACACCACGGACAAAGCCGAUAUGCCAGCUCUGAAGGUCAUCUUCAUGGUUACCAAAACAAUGGUUAUGAGCAUGAGGAGGAUGGUUAUGAAUAUGACCGUCGACAUUCAGUCCACCAGAAAGGUUAUGGAGGCUAUGAUGAUGGUUAUAAUGGUUAUGGAGACGAGGCAACUGCAGCAUAUGGAAGUCAGGGUCAGUUUGGUUACUUUGACAACGGAGCAGGGGUGGCAGACUACCAAGACCUUGGUUACUAUGAGGAAGAAGGACUCUAUAAUACAAAUGCAGAAUAUCAUGAAGGUGGUCUUUAUGAUGAUGGCAUGGGGGACUACUAUGGCCCUUAUGCCGCCGCUCAAGGCUACUGUAAUACACAGGAAGCUAAUUAUCAUGGUAACCAGCAACAACAGGCAAUGGCAAUGUAUGGUGACGAGGGUGUGGACUACUAUGCACUAGUGGGUGAGGACCGUGUGUAUGGUGGAGAUGUAGAUGGUUUCCUUGACCCUCAGGCUCAGGGUUAUUACGAUGAAAAUGGUCAAGGAUUUUACUACGGGGAUGGGCAGGCAGGUUACUAUGAGGACCCUUAUGCAGCAACUGUGGGAAUACAAGGAGGAUUUCCACCAGACUAUCAACUCAGUUAUAAUGAUGCCGGCAUACCCUACCAAGACUUCAGCUCCCAGCAGGCAAUGGGGCUCCCACCAGGGGGCCAGCAGUUCUCUGGCUUUGGAGGGCAAGGGAUGGAUCAGGUACAGGGCCUGUAUGGGGACCAGUAUGCAGACCAGUAUGAUCAAUAUGGGGAUGAUACUGGUGGAGUUCAGGGAGGAGAGAUGACAUUUAGAGUUCCUAGGCCACAAGUGCGCCUGUUUGGGAAAGAGCGUCUAGAUGUGCCCCUGCACCCUCCACCUACUUUGCCACCUGAUCCAGAAUUUGAAGACAUGUCAGAAAUCCAGUAUGAAGACCAGUAUCCUCUGGCACCAGGUCAGCUUGGUGACAUGAUGUCAAUACAGCAGCAAAUGGGAAUGUCACCACAACAACAGAUGAUGAUGAUGUCUCCGCAAGAACAAAUUAUGUUUUCUCAACAACAAACCAUGUUGUCCCCUCAAGACCAAAUGAUGAUGCCCCCACAGAUGAUGUCCCCACAGCAGCAGAUGAUGUCACUGCAGCAACAGAUGAUGUCACCACAGCAGCAGAUGAUGUUACAACAAGAACAAAGUAUGGCCGCCCAAAUGAUGCCAUCACAGUCUCUGAUGCCACAACAGCAACAAAUGAUGUUACCACAGCAACAGAUGAUGCCCCAGCAAAUUAUGUCACCACAGCAGCAGAUGAUUCCACAACAAAUGAUGUCACCACAAGAGCAGAUGAUGUUGCCGCAGCAACAAACGAUGUCUCCGCGAAUGAUUUCACCACAGCAGAUGAUGACAGACCCAAUGAUGAUGUCACAGCAACAGGGUUAUGGCCCAGUGAUCCCUACUCCAACUGCCAUGAUUAUUAAGCAAGCAAAUAUGUCCCCCGGUCCUGCGCGGCGCCUGCAACUCUCUCGGACUCCAUCCCGCCACUCUGUCAUUAUGCCCUCCCCACAGAUGCAGCGCCAUCCUUCUGCCAUGGCCUCCCCAGUACCCUCCCCUAUGCUUCCACAGAGACGCAGCCCCUCCCCACAACCAUCCAUAAGGAGUGGGUUCAUAAAUGCCCAAAGACCUCCCUCUGUUAUGUCGAGACAAAUCUCACCUACCUCCCCCAUGGCCUCCCACCACGCCCAUCAUAGAAUGCAACCUCAGAGAUCACCAUCCCCUAUGGCUCGAGGACCUUCCCCCCCUCACUCUCCCCGUGCCUCCAUGAUCCGGCGAAGUCCUCCACCCUCACCAAGAGCAUCAAUGAGACGGCAUUCUCCACCUUCCUCACCCCGUGCUUCCAUGAGGAGGCGAAGUCCUCCAGCCUCACCCACUACAGCCCGCAGCCCAUUUGGGGGGAGGAAGAUGCAUGGUCCACCCUCCCCUUCCUUCUCCCCUGGUCAUGCAUCUCCCCCUCACUCUCCACAGCUCAGUAGAAGACCAUCUCCCUCUCCCUCCCUAUCUCGUCGCAGUUUGUCCCCUGCAGGACCGCGGCCCGCCCCAUCAUCUCCUACCCUGUCUCGUCGCUCAACUCGCCUGAUCAGGGACCCCACACCAUUGGUCCGGCCCAGGAUGGGGGGAAAUGUUCCUUUAGGUACCGUCAGACCCUCACCUAUGGGUCUCCGAGGGCGCCCAAUGCCCCCACCCACCCAGAAUGUGCGUCCAUUCCGUGCUUCCUCCAUGCGAAGCAAUAGGUCUUCUGUUCUCACUGUAGACUCCUCCUUCUCCCCUUUUCAAUCCCCUCACACGGUACACCGGGCUCCCCAAAGGAGGAGAGAAUCUGGCCGAUUUGGUCCUCGCCCUGUGGCUCGAGGACAUCCUCUCAGGGCCCAGCAGUCUAUAAGAAGGAUGCCUCCUGCCUCUCCACAGCUCUCCCUUAAACACAUGCCACAGCCUGCAUCCCCACGCUUCUCUCCUCGACUUUCUCGUCAGUCCUCCCCAAUUCUGCCCCCUCGAUCUGCCCAUCCACCCACUUAUGCACCAGAAACGUAUGUGUCUGGCACCUAUGCUGAUCCUUAUACUGAGCCGUCGUAUCAGUUUCUUGCCGCCUCUUCUCCCAUAUUAUCUGGUGCUUUGCAGAACCAGGCUAUCAGACAAGCGUCUUUCGCUUCCCCCUUCGGCCCAGAGCCAUCCCAGAUGGUAGACAUGGGUGGGAUGGUUACAGAAUAUGUAGAACCUUAUGCUCCCUUAUCCCCUACGCUAUCUGGUGCAAUGCAAAACCAGGUAAUUCGGGAUGCGUCCUUUGUUUCCUCACUGCAGACACCAAUGUCCCCUUAUGAGCAGCCUAUGGCCCCUUCAUCUGCUAUGCUGUCUCAUGCUCUGCAGAAUCAAGCUAUAUUGGAUGCAUCUUAUGUUUCACCUUUACAAAGGCCAAUGUCCCCUUAUGAACAGCCUAUGCCCCCUUCUUCUCCAAUGCUGUCUGGAGCUUUGCAAAACCAGGCACUGAGAGAAGCCUCCUAUGUGUCUCCACUUCAAAGGCCUCAGUCCCCAUAUGCCUCAUCUGUACCUUCCACUCCAAUGCUGUCUGGAGCCAUGAGACAUGGUCAGGCACUAAGAGGUAUGGCUUCUUAUCAGACUCCACAGAUCCGUUCACCAUAUGGACCAACUCUUGUUACUCCAUAUGAUUACAUCACUGAGCCUGGCCCAUCACCACUUCUUCAUGAUGCCCUGCAGAACCGUUCUCAUUUGCAGAAUGUCUCAUCUUUAAGAUCCCCUAUGAUGCAACGCCGUAACCCUUAUGCACCAGCUGGGCCUCAGCUCCAUAAUGCUCUUCAACAGAACCCAAACUUACGCCAAGCAUCUUAUCGGACACCUGUGCAACUUAGACGGUCCCUAUAUGGACCCCCACCACCCUCUUCACCAAUGUUAGGAAGUGCCCUGCAAAACCAACAGUUGAUGCAGGCAUCGUACCGGCUGCCAGAUGGGACCUUGGUGUCACCGUAUGCGGCUUCACCUUCCUCCCCGUUGCUCGGCAAUGCCUUGCAAAACCAACAACUCCGUGGAGCCUCGUACACCUUGCCCGAUGGAUCAGUUAUCAGGGACCCACGUAUCCCCCAGAAGCCCAUGUCUCCUAACCUUUCAAGAGCACUUCAGAACCAGAAUGUCAAGACGGCUACAUAUACUCUCCCCGAUGGCACCAUUAUAGACCCGAGACAGCAACAACCCAUUUCCCCAAACCUGGCUAAGGCACUAAGCAACCGAGCUCUGCGCGAAGCCUCCUAUUCUCUCCCCGAUGGUACCAUUGUGAUUGACUCCAAGAAACCGAAGUCUCCGAACCUUUCAGCAGCACUUCAGAACCCGUACCUAAAAAUUGCAUCUUACACCCUGCCCGAUGGUACAAUCAUCAUUGAUCCACGGAAACCUAUCUCUCCAAACCUCUCCGGCGCCCUUCAAAACUCUGCUCUGCGGAACACUUCCUUCGCACUACCGGAAGGGGUCCAUGACCCCAACAGACCCAUUUCACCCAACCUGGCUAAGGCCCUCGGUAACCCAGCCUUGAAAGGAGCUGCAUACACCCUCCCAGAUGGAACUAUUAUAGUGGACCCGAGGAAACCAAAGAGCCCCAACCUGGCUGCCGCCCUGCAUAAUCCUUAUCUUAAGGGUGUGUCCUUAACCCUGCCUGAUGGAACCAUCAUCAUUGACCCACGAAAACCAGUUGGCCCUAACCUGUCUAGAGCUCUUAUGAAUGAGAACCUUCGUAGUGCAUCAUACCAGCUCCCUGAUGGCUCCCUGGUUAUCCCUGGCCAGAAGCCCUCCACUCCCAACCUUUCAGCCGCGCUGAGGCAAAACCAGGCACUUCGGUCUGCAGGUCUCUAUCAUCUCACAGAUAACUCUGUACUGUCAGGCUCACCCAAACCCAAACCUCCCAAUCUUGGCUCUGCGCUGCGGAAUGACGAACUCCGUGAUGUCAAAUACAGGCUGCCUGAUGGCUCUUUCCUCACACGCCAGUUCCACAUCCCGAGACUGUCUGAAGCCGUCCAAAACCAGCAGCUUCGCUAUGCCUCAUACAGGGUGCCAACAGGCCUGCAGGGUGAGGAUAAUCGCUAUGCUGUGGUUCCACCCUAUGGGCCAAGCUCAGGACAUUGGGCCAGAAAUGCCGGAGGUGGAGGGCAAGGAGGGGAAGAUGUUUGGGCAGCUGAGAGGGUUUUACCACAUGGGACGGUCCAGAAUCUGUCAAAGUGGUCCAUGUACAGAGAAGCCGGGGUAUUAGAGGGAUAUUUGCCCUCACCUCGACUGGUGGACGGACAGAUCCAGGACACAAACUGGACUCCUGACAGAGAGAGAGUACCUGGUCAAAGCUGGUAUGACAAGAUCUACUCCUUCCUAAGCAUGCCCACAACAGGCCACAGGGUGAAAAGCUGGGCGGAGGGAAUGGAGGACAUGACACAGCUGCCUGAGCUGAAUGAGACCACAGUUCUGAUGAACCUGAAGAAGCGCUUCGACCAGGAACUUGCAUAUACCUACAUCGGCAGCAUCCUCGUAUCUGUGAAUCCCUACAAGUUGCUCAACAUUUAUGGCACAGACAUGGUGCUUCAAUAUGAAGGUCGCGGCCUGAGUGAAAACCCUCCUCAUCUUUUUGCCAUUGCUAGUCUCUCAUAUACCACCAUGAUGGAUGCCAAAAAGGACCAGUGUAUUGUGAUCAGCGGUGAAAGUGGGUCAGGAAAGACUGAAGCUACUAAACUGAUCCUGCGAUACUUGACAGCCAUACAUCACAAAUGCAACGUCACACAACAGAUAGAGAUCCUUGAGGCCACGCCCCUUUUGGAGUCUUUUGGGAAUGCCAAAACAGUGCGCAAUGACAACUCUUCACGCUUUGGCAAAUACACGCAGAUCUACAUGGAGGAAGGUGUAAUCAGCGGUGCCAUAACGUCUCAGUACCUGUUGGAGAAGUCUCGCAUCGUCUUUCAGGCCAAAUCGGAGAGGAACUAUCACAUCUUCUAUGAGAUGUUGGCAGGUCUUCCUCCUCAUGAAAAGCGCUCACUGUAUCUGCAGGAAGCUGAGACUUACUACUAUCUGAAUCAGGGAGGAGAUUGUACCAUAGAGGGAAAGGAUGACGGGGAGGACUUCAGGCGUCUGCUGAGUGCCAUGGACAUCCUGUGUUUUACCCCAGAGGAGCAAACUAGCAUCUACAGACUGCUGUCCUCUGUCCUUCAUCUGGGGAACGUCUACUUCCAGCCACACCAGGCUGAGGGUCAGGAGGUUGCGUCGGUGGUGAGCGCGCAGGAGAUCAGGGUGGUCGCUGAGCUGCUGCAGGUCUCACCUGAGGGCCUGCAGAAGUCUGUCACCUUCAAACUGACAGAUACAAUAAGGGAGAAGAUCUUCACUCCGCUCACAGUGGAGAGUGCUGUGGAUGCCAGAGAUGCCGUUGCCAAGAUCCUCUACUCGCUGCUGUUUAGUUGGCUGACAGAGCGCAUCAAUGGACGGGUCUACCCUCGCAACGAAGCCCUCUCCGUCUCCAUAUUGGACAUCUAUGGAUUCGAGGAGCUACAGGUGAACAGUUUUGAGCAGCUGUGCAUCAACUACGCCAAUGAAACUUUGCAGUUCUUCUUUAACAGGGUCGUCUUCCAGGAGGAGCAGGAGGAGUACAUGCGGGAGCAGAUCAAGUGGCAGCAGCAGCCCUUCAGCCACAACCAGGCCUGUCUCGACCUCAUCGCUGCUAAGCCUCAUGGGAUACUGCGCAUACUGGACGACCAGUGCGCUUUCCCUCAGGCAACAGACCACACCUUCCUUCAGAAGUGCCACUAUCACCAUGGAAACAACCCGCUGUAUGCAAGGCCAAAGAUGCCACUGCCAGAGUUCACCCUGAAACACUUUGCUGGGAAAGUCACGUACCAGGUGCACAAAUUCUUGGAUAAGAACUUCGACAUGGUUCGCCAGGAUGUUUUAGACCUCUUCAUCCAGAGCAAGAACAGAAUGGUAUCCAGCCUCUUUUUAAAGCAUUCAGAGUCUGCGUCUAACGUGCGGCGCAGCAGCGCGGCUCGCCGUCAUCAGGCCAACACGGUCAGCGCAAAGUUCCAGAGCAGCCUGCAGGAGCUUCUGGAGAAGAUGGAAAGGUGUAACCCUUAUUUUGUGCGAUGCAUCAAGCCAAACCAUCAUAAGGAGCCAGGAGGGUUUGACAUGGAGCUGGUCAACACUCAGCUGCAUUACUCUGGCAUCAUGGAGACCAUCCUCAUCAGGAAAGAGGGUUAUCCAAUCAGAAUGCACUUUCACCGCUUCCUGACAAGGUACAAAGCCCUGCUCUGCCUGAAGGAUCCUCCACCUGCAGACGGAGAAAACUGUGUCAUCAUGCUCCACAAGCUCGGUCCGGUCAAGAACGGCUCAUAUCAGCUGGGAGUCAGUAAGAUGUUCUUGAAAGAGGAGCUGUAUCAGUUGUUGGAGGGGAAGCGCGACCGCUUGCUGAACAUCGCCGCCAUGACACUGCAGAGAUACACCCGAGCAUGUUUUGUCCAAAAGAAUUUUUCCAAGAUGCGGCGGUGUAUGAUCAGGUUUGAAACUCGCUGCAGAGGCUACCUGGCCAGAAAAAAGUUUGCUCUGAGGAGGAAGUACCUCAUCAGGCUCCGCUCCGUCGUGCUGCUCAUCGUCAACCGCCAGCGUUACAUGAGGACAGUGGUGGAGCCUGCAAGGAAGGCAGAGGAGGAUCGCAUCAACAGAGAGGUGGUGAAUGUGACAACGCUGCUUAUCCCUGCUGAGCUGGCAGUUCUGCUGCAGGCGGCCUCAGCCCCGCUGGAGAGUUCACUGAUUCGAAUGGAUGAGGAGCUAAAGCAAGGAGCUCUGAACGUUUUCAUUCUGAUACUAAGAUUCAUGGGUGACCCAAACUUGAAUGGGGCUCAGGAGAAUCUGUUUGGGAACUACAUCAUCCAGAGAGGACUUGCCAACCCCAGCCUCCGAGAUGAGAUCAUGGCUCAGGUAGCCAAUCAGGUGUGGAGGAAUCCUAACAUGUUGAAUUCAGAGCGUGGUUGGCUCCUCCUGUCCUCCUGUCUCUCUGCCUUCCUGCCCUCUCAAAGGCUGGCCAAGUACUUGCUGAAGUUUGUGUCUGACUACGGGCCGGAGGGCUACGACUGUGUGUGUCAGCACCGUCUGCUUCAAGCUCUGCAGCGGCUGAACGUCGGGCCAGAGUAUGUCCGGACGUACCCACCCUGUCUGCUAGAGUGGACCGCCAAUCGCAAGAGAGCUCACACCGUUCUGCACAUACACUGUUUCGAUGGUGUAUCCUUCUUGUGUCCUCUACACUCCUGGACAACAGGAGAAGAAAUGGCCAAAGACAUCUUACAACACAGGGGCAUGGUGGAUGGCCGUCGAGGCUGGUCGGUGCUGCUGAAGGAGCCGGCUCAGUGGGUGGAGCUGGAGGGCUCAGACUACGUUCUGGACUUGAUGUCGGACCUGGAGCUUCCUGCUGACUUCCCCAAACACAGCAGCUACUUCAUCAUCUCUGCACAGGAACCGACCAGAGUGCGGCCCAAUGCCAGCAUAAGCCUGUUGGGUGGUGGGUUUGACAUGAAAGAUGAUUUCAUGUCUUCAUUCUUACCUGGCUCUGACGGACAAGACUUGGAGCCUCAGAGAGGGAUGGAUCGUUAUCUCGACAGCCUGUUUGACCCUGUACUGUCUGAGGGACCUGGAGAAGUGGAAUCAGCUGCAGGACUGUCCAGCAGGAUGAAGGGAGCUGGGGGAGUCGGAGGGGGGUGGCAACAGCAAGGGCAGUCAACCGGCCCCCCACCUCCACCUGGGGCUGUGAGAGUCCUUCCCGUGGGAGGCGUGAUGUCACCUCCUCUUGGUGCUGUGGCACCUGUAACACCUGAUGCCCAGCAGGCUGUUUUGGCGCAGCAGCAGCAGGCGAUCGUGAACCAGCAGGCCGUCAUCAUGGCCCAGCAGAUGACCAUGCAGGCCAUGGCCAUUAUCAGCAGCCCAAUGACGAGCCCCCCCACCUCCCCGAUCAUGAGCCCUCCCAUGAGCCCCCUGCUCCACCACCCUCCCAGCCCGUACGCCCCCGACAGCCCCUACGCUGUCAUACCCCCGAGUCCGUACGCCAACAUCCCACCCAGCCCCUACGCCAACUUCACUCCCACUCCCUAUGCUGCAGCAGACAUCCCACCCAGGCACCCCUAUCCUCCCUCUGCUCGACCGGAACAAACUCCAUCGCAGCUUCAAGCUCAGCCUCCCGCGGAGCCCCGGACUCAGCCCGCAGCUCGGCCUCACCCUCAGUCGAGCUACACCAAAACUAACAACACUGAGCCAGCGCAGCCUCAAGCGAACGCUGCUGCACGGGUUCAGUCAGGUAAGGACAGCGUUCCUCGGAGGAAGGCUCCAGGCGUCCCCAUAAACAAGGACACACCAGUCAGAAAGUUUGCCCCAGUGGUGACGUCUCCUCCGCCCCCUGCUGGAGAGGUGGUGAAGUACUCGGCUCGGACUUCAGAUUACAUCGUCCCCAGCCAAGAUAUACAAGACAUCAUCAAAAGGUACAACUCUCCGCCUCCACCGGGAGACCUGCUGCUACAUGAGAAGAGGAGACUAGAGGGGAAGUUUAGGACGAAGCAAACCCCUCGUGAUGAAGCUUUACAGAUCCUCAAACCGCAGAUGGACAACCCUCCUGCUCCACAGCCUAAACGUCCUGCUGUCCCCCCACCAUCUGCGUCUGCAAUGAAGGAGGCGGGAUUCAAACCCACCAAGAGCACAAAGACAAAAGCUCCUGGUCGUCCUCUCCCUUUACCCCCUCGAGUUUCUCGAGAGCUUCCUGUAGAGACUGAAACCGUCCAGACACAGCUUCAUCAGAGAACCAAUGAGGAGCACUACACCUACACCAAUGUUCCCUGGAGAUUGUACCUCAGGAAGGAGGUUUUUUAUCCCAAAGACAGCUUCAACAAUCCUCUGGUGCUAGACCUCAUUUUCAAACAGAUCGUGAACGACACUCUGUCAGAGGCGUGUGUUCGCAUCACCCGGGAUGAAAGGCAGAAAAUGAAGGCUCUUUUGGCUAAACACAGGGUUGAACAGAAUAUGGACCCGGUGGAGGAGCAUGUGAAGAAAACAAUCGUGUCGGCUGCCAGAGAAACCUGGGAAAUAUACUUCUCCCGUCUGUUCCCUGCAUCGGGUAGUGUAGGAACAGGUGUGCAGGUGUUGUCGGUGUCCCACAGCGGUAUAAAGCUGUUAAAGACCGUAAAAAGCAGCGCUGCCGCUCCAGACUACUUCAGAGUCCUUCGACCCUACACCUACGCAGACAUCCUGUUUGUAACCAUCCCGUCUGAAAACAUGCUGGAGUUCAAUCUGACCAACGAGAAACUGAUCCUGUUCUCAGCCAAGGCACCGCAAGUCAAACAUCUCAUAGACACCUUCAUCAAUGAGAUCAAAAAGGACUCAGAUUAUGUGAUAGCAGAGCGAAACUUUGUGACAGACGACCGCUCGAUGCUCAAUUUCCACAAAGGCGACGUCAUCAGGCUGCAGGUUAUGGACGGGCUGGAGAAGGGCUACAGCUAUGGCUGUGUGGUGAGGAAGAAGUUGGUGUUUUUGGAGGAUCUGAAAAGAGACACUCAAGACUUUGGUUGGAAGUUUGGUGCCGUGUUUGGCCGCUCCGGUGGGUUCCCGGCCGACUGCGUCCAUCCCGUCGCUCCUCCCGACUUCCUGUCGCUGCCACUGGACCGCACGACCGAGCCUCGAGGAGGAGCGGGACAGUUCGCCGUGUCAUCAGCCAUCGCUGUGGCCGUGGCGUCCACCAUGGCUGCGCAUGAGAUAGAUCAAACGAUUGAGAAGGUUUCUCUUGACUGCUUUGCUGAAGGAGAUCUGGAUGAGAGGGCCCUGCAGGAUAGUCAGUAUGACAUGUUGGAGUUCGCCAAGAAGUUCUUCAGACAGAGAACCAACGGGAAGGGUGAUUCCCUGAAAAACAACAGUAAGAACAGAGACUCCAGAGAGCCCACUGAAAUGAUCAAGUUCUCCAAGACUCCUCUGACUGAGUCUCUGAUAGAGUUCACGGAUCCAGCCAUGAACAGAGUGGCAGCUGAUCUCUUCCUGUCGAUGAUGCGUUUCAUGGGUGACUCUCCAUCAAGGGGAUUGACAGAACAGGAAGUGGUCAACACUGUCCUCAAGCUCAUAGGAGAGUUCACCUUGAUGAGGGAUGAGGCUUACUGCCAACUUCUCAAACAGCUUACGGCUAACACCAGCUCCAAACCUGAUAGUUGCCAACGAGGCUGGAGGCUGCUGUACAUCCUGACCGCUUUCCAUCGCUGCUCUGAAGUCCUCAAGCCCUUCCUGCUGAAGAACCUGCAGCAGGCUUCUCGCAGCGCCGGCGUGCAGUAUCAGGGCAUCGCUAAAGCGUGUGAGCAGAACCUGAAGAAGACGUUCCAGUACGGCGGCCGCAUUGUUCCACCCAACAGCAUGGAGCUGAAGGCUGUGGUGGCGGGACGUAGUUCAAAACGUCAGCUGUUUCUGUUUCCUGGAGGCAUCGAACGUCAUGUGAAAAUCAAAACCUGCUCCGUUGCCCUGGAGGUGAUUGAGGAGCUGUGUUAUGAGAUGGGUUUGCACAAAUUGGAGGCCAUGGAAGAAUAUGCCAUAUUUUUAGUCACCAAUAGAGGUCAGAAUGUGCGGCCUCUGAACAAACACGAGUACAUCCUGGAUGUCGCGACAGAGGCCGAGGUCGUCGACACCAACUACAGCUUCUGGUUCAGACGAGUCGUCUGGACUCAACCGCUCAAGUUUGAGAAUGAGCUCUGUGUUGCCAUGCACUAUAACCAGAUCCUGCCGGACUACCGUAAAGGCCUGCUUAAUGUUCUUACACAUGGAAAAGUGAGCGAUCAACAGUUCCACCAGAUCUCCAAACUGGCAGCUUUGCAGCACAGAGCCAAAGACAUCGUCUUCAUCCCCAGCAUACAUGAACUAUCAGAGUACAUCGCCACACCCCUGUUCAAGAAGCAGCCCCCUCAGCAGUGGGUUACCAUGGUCACGCAGCACAUGCAGCAAGUGCAGACCCUGAACCCGCACCAGGCCAGAGCACAGUUUAUGGGGCUGAUCAGUGCAUUCCCCAUGUUCGGCUCCUCGUUCUUCUACGUCCAAAGCAGCAGCUCCACCACCUUCUACGCCCCCUGCAUCAUUGCUGUCAACCAACAUGGCCUCCACUUCCUGCACAAAAAUACACACGAGCUGAUGGCAGUGGUCCCCCUGGUGGAGGUGCAGUCCAGCCGCACCCAGAGGCCCACUGCUGGAACGAGUUACCCGUAUGUAGACCUGACCCUGGGGGACAUGAACACACAGCGGGUCAUUCAGCUACAGCUGGAGCAGGGCCUGGAGUUGUGUCGAGUCAUCGCCAUGCAGGUGGAAAACAUGAUGUCCGUGAGGGAGAGGCGACUCACCCUGCCACCCAGCGAAAUCACCAUGUUAUAGCACAUGCCUUAUUGUACACGCACACAGUCGUAUGUACACACUAAUGUAGAUGAAACCCUUAUAAAUAGCCUAUCUCUUCUUGCCUUCAGGCAUUCUAAUAUUAUAUGUGAAUGCAUAAGUGUACCCUGAAGUCUAUUAUACUGCAUUAACUG
Molecule: messenger RNA, 12675 nt
Organism: Anarrhichthys ocellatus (wolf-eel)
Lineage: Eukaryota; Metazoa; Chordata; Actinopteri; Perciformes; Anarhichadidae
Gene: myo15ab
Product: myosin XVAb
Exons: 73
Coding region: 122-12523 (4133 amino acids)
Cellular component (GO): myosin complex; cytoskeleton
Molecular function (GO): protein binding; ATP binding; cytoskeletal motor activity
Source: RefSeq, a predicted model, not a curated record